Messenger RNA from Olea europaea var. sylvestris, 1326 nucleotides. RefSeq lists its product as uncharacterized. NCBI's taxonomy places the organism in Eukaryota, Viridiplantae, Streptophyta, Magnoliopsida, Lamiales, Oleaceae. Bases 1 to 1326 code for a protein of 441 amino acids. The record is from RefSeq and is a predicted model, not a curated record. The transcript is spliced from 4 exons.
AUGGAGUUGGUGGUGGUGGGGAGGCCUAAAAGGGAACCAACUGGUUUUGGGUUUAAGAGGAAAUGGGCUGUAGGAGAACGUGGGAAAUUUCCAGCUCAAGCUCAACCAAAUCCAAAGGGUCAACACAUGACACAAAUUUCGGGAUCAGGAGAGACCAACUUUAAGGAAGUAAAUACCAUAACCACUAGAUCUGGGAAAGUCAUUGAACCGGCCAUUCAAUCUAGGGAGAAUGAAAAAGAAUCAAGCGAGCCUAAUGAGAGUAGCCCCAGUGAAGAAGUAGUAAAAGUUCCAGUUAGGGUACGUUUCCCUCAAGCCCUCAAAUCCACCUCGAAGUCAACCACUCAACACAAUGAAAUCCUAGAGCAUCUUAAACAAAGAAAACAUCACGUCAAGAAAACCGCUUUCUUUACAGAGCAGGUGAGUGCUGUGACAGAGCAGAGGAUCCCACCAAAGUAUAACGACCCUAGUUGUCCUACCAUCUCUUGUGUCAUUGGGAACCAUGAGUUUACACAAGCCCUUCUUGAUUUAAGAACUAGUGUUAACCUCGUGUUAUGCUAUAUACCUGUUGUAAGGUCUACCAUAAGACCUAAGAGAGCGGUUGAGGAUGUGCUAGUUCAGAUUGAUAAAUUUUACUACCCCAUUGAUUUCUUGGUACUAGAUGUGAAGGUUGAGGUAAAUGUUGACUCUAAAAUCCCAAUUAUACUUGGUAGACCUUUCUUUGCUACAACUAAUGCUCUAAUCAAUUGCAGGAAUAGUCUGAUGAAGCUUUCUUUUAGGAAUAUGUCUCUAGAAGUUAAUAAUUUUCAUGUCACCGAGCAACCUAGAGAAGAAGAUGAAUCUCAUCAAACCUACAUUAUUGAUGCAUUAACACUGGAGGAAGCAUUUGCAAAAAUUGAUUAUGAUCCAUUGAACUCUUUUCUCCUAAACUAUAAAAUCUCAAUUGGUUUUGAUAUUGAUGAAUAUACUAAUAUUUGUGUUGUUUUUGCAAAAUUACAGGACCAUAGGACUUUGCCAUGGCAACCCAAGUUUGAAGAAUUGCUUGAAAUGACUGGAGGACAAAAACCAUUGAGCAUCGAGAGCCCUAAGCUAGAAUUGAAACAACUACUCCCAGGACUGAAACAUGUAUUUCUUGGACUACGUGAUACCUUUCCUGUAAUUAUUUCUUCAGAAUUGAAUGCUUUGCAAUGUGAACAGCUUUUGAGCAUUUUGAAUGAGAAUAAAUCUGGCCCAAUUGCGAAUAGUAAAUGGGUUAGUUCUACACAUGUGGUCCCUAAGAAGUCAGGUGUCAUGGUAGUUAAAAAUGAAGUAGGUAUAGUAACUGGUUGA